Molecule: messenger RNA, 832 nt
Organism: Macadamia integrifolia
Lineage: Eukaryota; Viridiplantae; Streptophyta; Magnoliopsida; Proteales; Proteaceae
Product: 17.8 kDa class I heat shock protein-like
Exons: 1
Coding region: 175-633 (152 amino acids)
Biological process (GO): protein folding; response to hydrogen peroxide; protein complex oligomerization
Source: RefSeq, a predicted model, not a curated record
UCCAAAACAGAGAACCAGACCCUCUAUAAAUACACAUCUCAUCCACUCCCCACAAAGCACAGAAUCGAAGUAGUAGUUGAUAACACUAUCACAACCACUCCAAUACACAAAUCAACCAAUUUCCCUUUUUUUCUUUCAUUCUCUGAUCAUUAUCAAGUUCUUCAGAAACCCAAGAUGUCUCUGAUCCCAAGCUUCUUCAAUGGCAGAAGAACCAACAUCUUCGACCCAUUCUCUCUAGACAUAUGGGAUCCAUACAUGGGCUUCCCUCGUCCUCAACUCUCAACUGAUACAGCAGCUUUUGUUAAUACCCAAAUCGAUUGGAAGGAGACCCCUGAAGCCCAUAUCUUGAAGGCAGAUCUUCCAGGACUUAAGAAGGAAGAAGUGAAGGUGGAAGUUGAGGAAGGUAAGGUGUUGCAGAUCAGUGGAGAGAGAAGCAAAGAGAAGGAAGAGAAGACUGAUAAGUGGCACCGUGUGGAGCGCAGUAGUGGCAAGUUUUUACGGCGGUUUAGGUUGCCGGAAAAUGCUAAGGUGGAUGAGGUGAAGGCAGCAAUGGAGAAUGGUGUGCUUACUGUGACUGUUCCUAAGGAGGAAGUGAAGAAGGCUGAGGUUAAGGCUAUUGAUAUCUCUGGCUGAGACUUUUAACUCUGAAAUAUAUGAAGGUUUUGUGAUUGUAAUUUGGGUUUUAAAUGGGUUGGGCUUCUUAGUAAUCUCCAGUUUGUUUUUGUCUUUGUCUUUGUUUGGUGUGUGUAUGCUGCAAAUAAGUGGCUCAUUUGUCAUUAAUGGCCAUGGAUUUCCCCCAAUAAAAGCAGAGUUUUUUUUUCUUCCUCCAUAA